Molecule: messenger RNA, 3312 nt
Organism: Paramormyrops kingsleyae
Lineage: Eukaryota; Metazoa; Chordata; Actinopteri; Osteoglossiformes; Mormyridae
Source: RefSeq, a predicted model, not a curated record
AUAUACUUACCAGACUUCUCCCGGAACUUCCUGACCAUGUAAAUUUUAAGAAAGAUUUCAGCAUCUGUAUUCAUAUAAUUACUUAUUUUAGAAAUUCUUUCACAAUUAAAUAUCAGCCUGCCUUGUAUUUUUCCUUGUAAAGAAGCAAAACUGACGUUGGCAAAAUCUAUUACCCCAGAGACUAUAAUUCUAAUUAACACAAACGAGUUUAUUUUAAUAUAUCAUACAUAAAAAUAGAAGAAUCCGUUUGACGAGAGUUUUACAUUAAAUAAACAUAAGAUAAUUAUUGAACUAUUGUGCAGCCACCGUUAUUUUGUGAAUAUACCUGUAUAAAAUGCUUUGAACUUUUACUUUCGUUUUCACAAUUGUCUGUAAAUCUGCAGCUUUCCAGGGUCGUUUUGGAAAGAGUUUUUUAAACAAAUAGGCAUAUAUAUAUAUACCGUACAGACUGUAGGCUAGUAAUCCUAAUAACUCGUUAUUUUUGUCUGUCAGUGGAAAGAUUUGUAUAUACUUAUACAAAUUUUUGGUGGAACCGUUCGUUUCUGUUGUUCUCGAAUAUCAUGUUAUUCCCAGGAUAAAUACGCAUGCAGAUGUGCAGAAGGGUGGCAAUUUCUGUAUUAAUAUAAGAAAUUAUAUUAUUAAGUAUUAUAUAAUUCAAAUGUACUCAUAUUUUAUCUUUUACUGCGGGGCCGGUUUUAGACAUGCAUAUAUGAGGGGGCAGACAGAAAUGUGAAGGGGGCACAUGACAAAAUUGACUGGGCCCCACUUGGGUUUCCCAUGUCAGCCCAAGUGCAUCCCAUGCCCCACAUGGAUGUGUUGGCUGGGAAAUAUCGACUGUACUUAUAUUGUUCCUUUGUAAAAAGAAACACAAACAAUUUUAUUUUAAUAUACCACAUACAAAAACAGAAGAAUCCACUUGACAAGCAUUUUACUUUAAGGCAACUUAUAAGAUAAUGUGUAUCUGCCUUCAUGUUUAUAGCAUAGCGUUUUAAGUCAACAACUGUACAUCAAUUCUAAAAUGAGACUUGCUGCAAUAUUCAAUAUUCAUAUGAACUGUGGUGUGGCCACAAUAAUCACAAAAAUCUGAUCUAAAAAACCUAUUACCUCCUAAAUUCACUUUCACAAUUGUAUGUAAAGCUGCAGCUUUUGUGGGUCAUUUGGAAAAAGUGAGUUUAUUCCCUCCAUGCAGAAACUGCUUGGCUGGUGCAUGACAGACAGUGGUGUUCUUUAUAAAUAUAAUACUGCACAAAUCCUUCAAAAUAUCGCAUUAAUCAGAACUAGGGAGAAGCUAAAAAUAAAAUACAAAAUUAACUAAUUGAAUCAUCUAACCGUAAAUAUGAUUUUUGCAGACUGGGUGCAUGAACUCACCUCCCCAGAAUGUAGUAUCACCAGUUUAUAGUUAUUUGUUCUAUAAAACUCCUGUGUGCACCAAUAUAGGCCUAUGUGUAUGUCCUUCAUAUUGGGACGAGCAAUGGCACAAUAGGCAAAAGAAAAGCUAUUAUUACAUUACUGUCUCAACAUAAAAUAAUGUCCUAUGUGCUUCAUUAUUGACUUCCAAGGACUAUUCCAGGGGGGCUUUUUGGGGAAAAUAUAUUAAACUAACAUGUUUAUGAACCUGCAGUGUCGACUCUUAUUAACAUCAUGAACCAAAGUUUUAAUAUAUUGUGACAGGUGGCACAUUUAGAGAGGUGUGUGCAUUCCAGGGGUGUCGGAAAUUGGGGGAAUGCAUCCACCCCAGUAUCGGCAGAUCCCCCCUUCCUUCCCAAUUAAUAAAUAAAUACAUAAUCAACAGCACGUUCCUCAUCGUUCAUUAUGACUCUGCACAAUUGACUCGGCCAAUUCGCUGCACAGAGCACUAAGACGAAACCUUACGAAGAUUGUAUCAGACAAAAUAAUCUUUUAGCUAAAUGAUGAUUGGCUAUGAAAAUGUACCCUUAAUGAUUUUAGUCUUAUUUUAAAUGAGCAGUAUGAGCCGAUAACAGCGAUAAGAGACAGCUAAGAGAGGCUUAGACUAACCUUACGAAAGAAUCUAACGGAAGAUAUACUUAACUAAGAACAUUUCGGGAAACAGAGCGGAGCUUAACUUAUAAUAUAAGGAAAAUACAAUGCAUUCAUUGAACAGGUCCAGAAGUUGGUAUUUAGAGAAUGGGACUCGGCAGCAGUACUGAAACCCCCAGGAGAGUGGAGACCGCGCAGCAAGUCGUGGAACAGGAAAGGAAACCAACGAUCCUUGAUAAACCAUGGAGGGAUGUUACGUGGGACGAGAGCACAAAGACCAAACUCAUGCAAUCCCUGAAAGAGUACAAGCCCCCUAUUGAUUCAGUGCCUCAGGCUCGGAUUCUUAUAAUUGGUGUAGUUAGUGCUGGAAAAUCAAGCUUCUUCAACUCUAUCAACUCCAUCUUCCGUGGCAACAUAACAAGCCAAGCUGAAGCAGGAGAGAUGGCAACCAGCCUUUCCUUGAAGUAUCGCACUUACCAGGUGAAGGCAGGCCGAGGUGGACAGCCUCUGGCAUUCUUACUGUGUGACACCAUGGGACUGGAAGCAGGGAAGGAUGGAGGCGUGAAAACUGAAGAUAUUGAGAGCAUCCUGAAGGGCUACGUACCAGACAAGUACAGUUUCAACUCUGUGCAGGCAAUGGAUACUACUGGCUGUCAGACGGGCAGCCGAUUGCCAGUUCAGGACAGGAUCCACUGUGUGGUGUAUGUCAUAGAUGCCACCAAACUUGCAAUUAUACCCCAAGAAAUGAAGAGCAAAGUUGAUGAAAUCCGAAAGGAAACAAAGUAUCAUGACGUCCCUCUAAUGGUGCUACUGACCAAAGUGGACAAAGCAUGCCCACUUGUGGGAGAGGAUUUGAAGAACGUGUACCGCAGCUGCUACAUAAAGGAUCUGAUCUACAAAGCGAGUGACUGUCUGGGCAUUCCAGUGUCGCAGGUGCUUCCAGUGAAGAAUUACGACCAUGAGAAUGUGCUGGACACGUGCUGUGAUGUCCUGCUUCUCAGUGCAAUGCAGCAGAUGCUAAACUUUGCUGACAAUUACUUUGACAAUUUUAAUAAUGGCACAGAGUAAAGAUGUUGUGAUCAGUGCCAUCAUAUUUCUCUGGUGGUGUUGAGAGCCACUGUCCAAGGUGUUGUGCCCAAUAACAUGUUAGAUUCUUACUCGUUAUACUUACGCAGAAAUCUGUUUCUUUACCGUAAUUACACACAAGCCGUUUUGUAAAAAUUCUACAUUUUACUUGGAGAUGAAUGAUGUGUGCAUAAAACCAAAGAUAUAAUCAAGUGCACAGUGUAACCCUACACUAGACUACAUGCUAAG